Molecule: messenger RNA, 2560 nt
Organism: Brachypodium distachyon (stiff brome)
Lineage: Eukaryota; Viridiplantae; Streptophyta; Magnoliopsida; Poales; Poaceae
Exons: 2
Coding region: 484-2130 (548 amino acids)
Source: RefSeq, a predicted model, not a curated record
GCGACCCGCAACGAGACCCGAACCCACGACCAACCCCAGUCUUCUUCUCCUGUUCCCCUCCUCCUCUUCUCCGGCGAGAGCUCAGGCCAAGUCUCAAGCCUGUCCGCAGAGAGAGAGAGAGAGAGAGAGAGAGAGAGCGAGGGAGGGAGGGAGAGGAGAGCUCCUCCUCCUCCACGGGAACAGGGGCAUCUCCAAGCUUCCUUCUUUCUUGCCCCCACAAGGUCACUGACGUCGGAUUGGCCUCAAAGAUCCCAGUUUUAUUAGGAAGGAUUCGUUGUCACAAGUCUGUUCUGUGUGGAUUGGUGGUUGAGAGAUUCAUUCAUUCACCUUUUGAUGGGGCAAUCCCGUGAGGAUCCCGUGCAGCUCCCAUGGAUAAUGGUUGGGGAGGAGAGGAGGCAGUAGGGGGGGCAACAGCAAGAGGUAGAAGAAGAGAGGCCAGUAAUAAUAGGAAGGACCAAGGAAAAGGAGAGGAGGGAGAUCUCCAUGGGAGGAGAACCCCUCCUCACCUCCCUGUCGAUGGAGAACAACAGCAACAACAGCCACCCUUGUACCCUACUCUCCAUGGACACUGCCGGGUCACACCCGGCCUCAGCCGAGUCCUCCGGUGGUGGUGGUGUCGUCAAUGGGAGUGCUGUUGGUGCUGGUGGUGGUGAUAGGGAGCUCUUCGUUAUUCCUCGGCAUGAGUCUGUGCGCCGUCAUGGGCCGCCGGACAUCAACCUCCCGCUCUCUGCAGACCCCUCUCCGCCACCUACGUCGUGGAGCCUUGACCCGUUUGAUAUCCUUGAUGUUGGCCUUGGCACGCAGACUUAUGAGUCUGAGGUUGCGCUCACGCUUCCACCAAAGUCGAGUGGCAACGGUGGCAGUGCUGCUGUUGGUGUCGGUGCGAGGAAGUGUGCUAAGAGGGGGGACAGCAUUUGGGGAGCAUGGUUCUUCUUCGAUCACUACUUCAGGCCUGCGCUUGUGGAGAAGCCAAAGGGGAAGGUGACGCGCGACGCGUCCGGUAGCAUCUCUGGCUUUGACAAGUCCGAUCUCCGCCUUGAUGUCUUCCUGGUGCAGCAUGACAUGGAGAACAUGUACAUGUGGGUUUUUAAGGAACGGCCUGACAGUGCUCUUGGCAAGAUGCAGCUCCGGAGUUUCAUGAACGGGCACUCCAAGCAUGGGGAGCCGUCUUUCCCGUUCAGUGCGGACAAGGGCUUUUCAAGGUCGCACCGCAUGCAGCGGAAGCACUACCGUGGUCUCUCCAACCCACAGUGCCUUCAUGGAAUUGAGAUUGUGAACUCACCAAACUUAUCAGCGGUCCCUGAAGCCGACAUGAAGAGGUGGGCUGAACUUACAGGAAGGGAGAUUAAUUUCUCAAUACCGCCUGAAGCCAGUGACUUUGAGUCAUGGAGGAAUCUUCCAAGCACUGAUUUCGAACUUGAUAGGCCACAGCCACCAUCAUCAAAGACUAUCGCACAUAGCUCUCAUAAUCAUAAGAAAGCACUGAAUGGUUCAGGUCUUAACCUGUCUACUCCACCCUCAUCAGAUGAUGGGAUGGAUCUUUCACCAAAAUGCGCCAAACGCCGCAAGGAUUUGUUUGGUCAUUGUGCUGAAGAGGACUGUGUGAUGGCAAACAAUUCUUGUUCCGACAGAGAGCAAGAGGUAGAAGUCCAUACCGUCACCGGUGAACCAUCAUGGAUGCACGAUUUCACUGGCGUGGCAAAGCAUGCAAGUGGGCCUGUUACAGCUGCCAAGACAAUAUACGAGGAUGACGAAGGAUACCUGAUUAUGGUGAGCAUGCUCUUCUCUGAUCCACACAGCGUGAAGGUUUCCUGGAGGAACACGCUGACGCAUGGCAUCGUGAAGAUAUCAUGUGUAAGCACGGCUCGCAUGCCCUUCGUGAAGAGGCAUGACAGGAUGUUCAAGCUGACGGACCCUGCACCCGAGCACUGCCCUCCUGGCGAGUUUGUGAGGGAGAUACCACUGGCCACAAGGAUCCCAGAGAAUGCAAAGCUCGAAGCGUAUUACGACGAGACCGGUACUGGGCUGGAGAUCAUGGUCCCGAAGCACAGGGUAGGACCAGAGGAGCAUGAAGUCCAGGUUUGCAUGAGGCCCCCGCAUCUUGGUGACAGUGAUCUUGUUUUAUCAUAGAACAGAAAAAGAACAUUUAGUCUUCUUAGGCCUUCUGGUGUCGUCAUGCGCGAGAUGCCGGAACAUAACAAGUCAUCAUGCCAUGGAUCAGUGGAAUUUUUCUCUUUUGGCGCUAAACAUUAGUCGAACCUAUCUCUCUGCCUCCCUUAGGCAAAAGUUACCUCACCCUCUGUUAAUUCUCCCCUCUGUACUUUUUACACAGGUACAUUGCUCACUAUAUUGGUGAUCCCCCUUGACUACUCCUUUCUAUGAAACAUGGCAUUAGCAAGUUGAUAAUAAUACUAGUAGUACUCUGUCUGUGUAUUAUUCUGAGUAUCAUGUUCAUAAUAAUGCAGAUAGCUACUACUCAUGAGCAGAUGCUCAGAACUGUGCUGUCGAUUUCGCCAUCGUUUCUUCUUGUAAUAAUUGUCUCAACCAUUCUUUUAGCGUA